Messenger RNA from Dicentrarchus labrax (European seabass), 2082 nucleotides. RefSeq names its product mitochondrial transcription termination factor 4 (gene mterf4). Lineage: Eukaryota; Metazoa; Chordata; Actinopteri; Moronidae. Gene Ontology annotation, molecular function: double-stranded DNA binding. The coding region runs from base 29 to 1066 and encodes 345 amino acids. The record is from RefSeq and is a predicted model, not a curated record. Gene Ontology annotation, biological process: regulation of DNA-templated transcription. The transcript is spliced from 4 exons.
CACGGAAGUAUAUAUACGACGGACAAGCAUGGGCACCCGAGUUGCUGCACGUCAGGUUCUUCGGUGGAUGGUGAGAAAUGCCCCCUCUACUCCACCUCAGUUGGGCCGAUGUCUCCUCCAGCCUUUAUGCAUCGAGUGCAGGUUGUGUUCCUCCACCAGUCAGAGUACUCUGCAGUCAAUGCAACACAACCAUAAAGUCAGUACUUCAUCCAGGAAGCCGGACACAGAGCUGCCCCUACAGUCUUUGCUCGACAUGGGAUUCACAGACACCCAGGCAGAGCGGGUUUACGACACCAUGUCCAAACUCAAAGGAGGAAGUGCUGCCAAACAUGCUCUGUCAACUCUCACAGCUCUGUUUGUGUUGGGCCUCAACCCUUCCAGUGUGCUCAAACUGCUGGAGAAAUGUCCUGAGCUUUACACCGUCCAGGAUUCGCAACUUCAGCAGCGCCUAAGCAACCUACGGAAACUUGGUUUAGUUGAAGGCAGUCUUCAGAGAUUGGUGGCCCAUUACCCCCAGAUCCUGAUCGUGCCUGUGAAGACAAUAAAGAAUGUGGUGUUGUUCCUCAGGGAGAAGUGCCUGUUUACCGUCCAGCAGGUCAAGGACAUCCUCAGAGAAAGUCCGGCCAUAGUAGUGGAAAACACGGAUCAGCUGGAGUACAAGUUUCAGUACGUCUACUUUCGAAUGGGUGUCAAACAGGCAACGAUGGCGAAGUACAAACUGUUCCGUUUCACUCUGGACGAAGUGCGCCAUCGACACUGUUUUCUGGAGCGCAGGGGGCUGUAUCAAACCCCAGACAAGCGUGGACAGACGGUCAUCAUCAACCCCAAACUGGACACAAUCCUCAACGUGGACCAGGACACUUUCCUUGCAGAUGUUGCCAAGGCAUCAGCGGAGGAGUAUGAUGUGUUUAAAAGACUGAUGGCAAGAGAAUGGCAGGAACAGGAGCCGCAGCUGGGCAGCAUUGAAGCUGAUAGUGAUGAUGAUGAUGAUGAUGAUGAGGAAGAAGAGGAGGAUGAAGAGACUGGGGGGAAAAGCGGAUACAGGAAUAGGAGAAAGAGGUCAUAGUGGCGAAGGGACUGAGAGAAUAUUUGAAAGGGGAAAUGAAAUGAUUAGACAAAAAAUGACAUAUCUGAUGGUGUUUAAUAAAAUGUUUCCUUUUAACUGUUUGUUGAACUCCGGUUGGUCAUGAAGUGCUAUUGAAAUUCUAAUCUAAAACACACAUGGAGACAUGAUGUUGUGUUUAUCAUUACGUAGCUUGUUCUCUUUUGAAUGUAGCCAUCAUAGCAACGUAUUUGAGUGAGUGAACCCUCUCAGAUUAUUUCUGUGUUGAUCUACGUUGCAACAUCAGGCAGGAUGCGAGGUGUGAUGACGCCAGUGUGAGGUUAGGCUGAUAGAUGAGGACUCUAUAUGCAAGACUGUAAUGGUGAAAAGUUUCUCCCAUUCAUUCUUUCCACUGUCAAAAAUUAUUUGACUUCCAAAGCAAUUUGGGAGUAAGUGCCUUGAUGCUAGGAGGAAAUGUGAAGGAAAUGUGACUCUAAUCAAUGUAAUUGAGAUGGUUUUGAAACGAGUUCUUGCGGUCAAAUCAGAUUUAAAACAUCUUGGGUAUAAAACACUGAAAAAGCAACAGCACAAAGGGCAGCAGAGAGGAUGAAUGCUCCCCCCUGUUACUAUGUGACAACCAAGGGGCUGUAUCUUUCCCCAUCCCUAUAUUAUCUGAGUGAGUCAACAAAGAGUACAUCAGAUAAGGCCGGCGGGUGAGACGAGUUGUACAACACACCCAUUGAUUUAUAGAAGCGUUAAGCCUAGUGGAUGUAAAAUGCAGUGAGGUUUUUCUGUUCUGGACAUCAGGUAAGAAAACUUACCUUUGGCCAAUCAAUAAGUUGUCAAUAGGUGUGUCAGCGCAAAGUUUAAGCUGAAGCAAGUGAUUUUCAGUUUUUGUGUUUGAGCAUUUGUUAGCAUUGAGGGGGGGCGGUGGCAUAAUUAUAUUUGUAUUAUUCCCCUCUAAUCUUUUAUCUAUUAAAUACUAAUUCCCCACCUGAGAAUGUAGGCUGUAAAAUGCAUUAAAAUUAACUGCAAAUUAA